Molecule: messenger RNA, 1188 nt
Organism: [Torrubiella] hemipterigena
Lineage: Eukaryota; Fungi; Ascomycota; Sordariomycetes; Hypocreales; Clavicipitaceae
Source: the annotation of a GenBank genome assembly
AUGCAGUCCCAUGAUCCUGGUCAUUUCUUUGAGUCCAAUGAGGCGAUUGCUAACCGCGAGAGAAAGGCGGCCAAGUCAAGUAACAAGCAUGGAAACCCCAUACCUAUGAAAUCUAAGAUUCUAGCGGCUAUACCUGACCCUUUUGACCGCUUGAAUUCUAUCUUCAUCGCCGAAUCCGCCGGUUUUGCGAGACGAGUUUCCCUUGAGUCAUCCGAGGUUAAGACAACAUAUCGUGGUCCCAAAGCCCCCGUUACAUGUGUUGCAAUUGGCGGAAAGGGUAACACGGCUCUCUUUGCUGGCUCAUGGGACAAAGACAUCUGGUCUUGGGACGUCGAAACGGCAGAGCCGCGCCUCACAUACAGUGGCCACAGUGACUUUGUCAAAACUGUCAUUUCUACAACUAUUUCUGGAAAGAAUAUCCUCAUUAGUGGCGGUGCAGACAAGAAGAUCCUAGUCUGGGAUGUGGAAACAGGAAAACGCCUGUUCACACUGCAAGAUGCAUCCACAACAAUGUUAGCUGUGCAGCACCUGGCGAUUGACCCAGUGGAAAGCAGCAUCGAUUCCAUUGUCGUCGUGAGCGCAAGCAGUGAUCCAAGCCUUCGCAGAUGGAAAAUAUCGUUGGACAGUGCUGAGCAACUUCCCGAGUCGUUUAAAGAUCAUCCCGAGACUGAGCGCCUUACAAUCUUGGAACAUGAUACGAGCGUCUACAAACUUAACUUUGAUCUUUUUGAAGACGAGCUUGACUUGUGGACAGCAAGCGCUGACGGCACCGCCAAGUGCCUUUCUCGAGCUACCAACUUCACCACCGCAGAUACUCUCAAACAUGGCGACUACGUUCGCGGCGUAGUCACAACAGAUCAGUGGGUAGUAACAGCUGGUCGUGACGAAGAUGUAAAAGUUUGGAAUAGGGCUACCGGUAAAUUGUACUGCAAGCUGUAUGGCCACUUCGAUGAGAUUACCGAUCUUGUUCUUUUACAAAAUAGCCAGGGAGCUGGUGCGAAGGUUUGUAGUGUCGGCAUCGACGGCACUAUCCGCGUUUGGCCCCUAGCGAAGAACGGACUCGAUGAGACCGUACGCGCAAUUGACGAAGCCGAAAAGAACCAAAACCAAGAUAUUGAAGAGGAGAAAGGGGAGGGCAUGUUGACAGCGGAAGAGGAGGCAGAACUUGCAGAGCUUAUGGACGACUAA